This is a messenger RNA of Drosophila grimshawi, 2161 nucleotides long. Its product is annotated as cyclin-L1. Bases 115 to 1968 code for a protein of 617 amino acids. Gene Ontology annotation, biological process: regulation of transcription by RNA polymerase II. The transcript has 3 exons. NCBI's taxonomy places the organism in Eukaryota, Metazoa, Arthropoda, Insecta, Diptera, Drosophilidae. Gene Ontology annotation, cellular component: nucleus. Gene Ontology annotation, molecular function: cyclin-dependent protein serine/threonine kinase regulator activity. The record is from RefSeq and is a predicted model, not a curated record.
UCACGUUUAUACACACAUGUAUUCAGAAAUUAUACGUAUAGAAUAACAUAUUACACAAAGCAUUUUUUUUUGUGUUUUUGUGUUCGUUCGAAAGAAGCAAGUGCAAAACGCCAAAUGACCAGUCGUGGUGCAGCGGCAGCUGUGGCCGUGGCCACGACUGGCGUCAUUCACACUACGCUUAACACGGCAACGGGAAAUGGAACAGGAACAGGAACGGGAAUGGUGACGGGAACGGGAACAGUAACGACGUUGCAAACAAUUGGCAAUGUACUCACGGUCAGCGCCCUGCACUCGAACAACAGCGUGAACAUCUCUAACAACAACAAUAUCAAUGUCAACAGCAAUAGCAGCAGCAGCAGCAACAACAACAACAGCAGCAGCAGCAGUAACAUUGUAAACAACGAUGGCAGCACUGGCACAGCGACAGAUGGCGGCGAUGCCGUUAAGCCAGUGUAUCCACGUCUAUUUAAUACGAUUGUGCUGACGUUGGAGAACAGUUUGAUACCGGAGGAGAAAAUCGAUGUGACCCCAUCCAGUUUGGAUGGGCUCGAUCAUGAGACGGAAAAGGAUUUGCGCAUUCUUGGCUGUGAGCUAAUCCAAACUGCUGGCAUUCUGCUACGUCUGCCCCAAGUGGCAAUGGCCACCGGCCAGGUACUCUUCCAGCGAUUCUUCUACUCGAAGAGCUUUGUGCGUCACAACAUGGAAACGGUGGCCAUGAGCUGUGUUUGCCUUGCCUCCAAAAUUGAGGAGGCACCGCGUCGCAUCCGAGACGUCAUCAAUGUCUUCCAUCAUAUCAAGCAAGUGCGCGCCCAAAAAGAAAUCGCAUCGAUGGUGCUGGAUCAAUACUAUACAAACCUGAAGAUGCAGGUGAUUAAGGCGGAGCGUCGCGUACUAAAUGAACUGGGCUUCUGUGUGCACGUGAAGCAUCCGCACAAGCUGAUCGUGAUGUAUCUGCAGGUGUUGCAGUACGAGAAGCACGAGAAACUGAUGCAGAUGGCCUGGAACUUUAUGAAUGAUUCGCUGCGUACGGACGUCUUUAUGCGUUAUACGCCGGAGGCGAUUGCCUGCGCCUGCAUCUAUUUGAGUGCACGCAAAUUGAAUAUAUCGCUGCCACAUAGUCCGCCCUGGUUUGGCGUAUUCCGAGUGCCGAUGGCAAGCAUCACCGACAUCUGUUACCGCAUCAUGGAGCUGUAUACGCGUGCCAAACCGAUGGUCGACAAACUGGAGGCAUCUGUCGAGGAGCUGAAGAAGCGCUAUAUUGAUGCAAGGAACAAGACCAAGGAGGCGAAUACACCGCCCGCCGUCAUCACUGUCGAUCGGAAUAAUGGCUCGCACAAUGCCUGGGGCGGUUUCAUACAGCGUGCCAUUCCACUGCCCGCGGAAAAAUCACCCAAGAAGGAUUCACGCUCCCGCACCCGUUCUCGUUCUCGUUCACGAACGCUGUCGCGAACGCCGCGUUCGCAUUCGCGCAGCCGAUCGGCGAGUCGGGAGCGCAGCAAAAAAUCGCAUCGCGAUCGAGACAGGGACAGGGAUCGGGAUCGUGACAGGGAUCGGGAGCGUGAACGUGAACGUGAUCGUGAACGGGACAGAAGUCGCUCCUCGCGUUCCCGUUCACGUUCGGUGCCUAAGCACAAAAAGAAAUCACGACACUAUUCGCGCUCCCCGACGCGCUCCAGUUCGCCGCACAGCAAACACCGUAAGAGGAAAUCGUCGAGAGAACGCUCCGAUUACUAUAUAAAAAAGGAUCGUUCCAGCAAUACGACGGGUAGCAACAACAUUAGCGAUAACGAUAAAUACCGCAACUCCGGCUCCAAUUCCGGCAAGUCUCGCUACUCCUCAAACCGUAACAGUGGAGGAGGUGGUGGUGGAGGUGGUGGUGGUGGAGGAGGAGGUGGAGUAGGAGGUGGCCGAGGUGGACACAAGCAUCGCGAUAACAUCAACGAACGUUCCAGAGAUCGGAAACGAUAAUCAACACUUUAUACAUAUUUUUUUUAAUAAUUGAUAUAUUUAUUUCGAUUUCGAUACAGUGGGGAGACUGAAAUUAUAUCUUCAAAUACAACAUUGUAUCGAAUUAUUGUUGAAUCGAAUAAAUGUACAAUUCCAUAAAUGGCGCAUAUUAAUUUUUAUUUUAGAAUACAAUAAAAAUAAUAUCUUAUAUUAA